GAGCCGGGAGAGCAGCCCCCAAGGCGGAGCCUCCCUCCUGCCCCCAGUACCGCUGCCCCCACCUGGAGCGGAGAGGCGGGCGCCGCGCUGCCCUCCCUCUACGCCCCGGCCGCGUGGCUUGCGGCUUAUUUUCCCAGCUGGCAAGCGUCGCGCUACAGACAAGGGAAUGCCUGUGGGAAGGCAGCGCUGGUUUCCUGAGAUAAAUGGACAGGAAGCGCAUUACCUCCGCGCGCUGGCAAGCGGCUCCCAAAUGCUUUUUGCACCUGCCGCUUCGAGCAGUGCGAGCCGCGGCGGAGCCCGCAGGGAUCGCCAGGGCCGUUGUGUACGCUCGGGUGAUGAGCCUCACGCACGCCCGGGGCCCUCUUCUUCCGGGGGCGCAGCGCUUACGCCGGGCUCUGGGGCUCUUCUCUCACAUUCAGGUCCUGCGUGUUCCAGAGCUCGGCGGACCCUUGAUCCCGCCUUGCCCCCUCCAGGAGCGGAAGGGUUAAGAAUGAUGAGGAAGAAGAAGAAGCGAGGCGCGUCCCCCGGCCCAUGCCGCAGCCACGGCUCCGGACCCGCCACGGCGCCUGUGCCGCCGCCCUCGCCGAAGCCCACGAGACCUGCAUGGACGGGCAUGGGCUUAAGAGCAGCACCUUCCUGCGCCGCUGCCUCCGCCGCCGUCUCCGGGGCUGAGCAGCGCCGCCGCCGCCCCCGGCUCUGCCCGCCUCCCCUGGCACUGUUGCUGCUGCUGCUGCUCAGCCUCGGGCUGCUCCACGCAGGUGACUGCCAACAACCAGCCCAGUGUCGAAUCCAGAAAUGUACCACAGACUUUGUGUCCCUGACUUCACACCUGAAUUCCGCCAUUGACGGCUUUGACUCUGAGUUUUGCAAGGCUCUGCGUGCCUAUGCUGGCUGUACCCAGCGAACUUCAAAAGCCUGCCGUGGCAACCUGGUAUACCAUUCUGCUGUAUUGGGUAUCAGUGACCUCAUGAGCCAGAGGAACUGUUCCAAGGACGGACCCACAUCCUCUACCAACCCAGAAGUGACCCAUGACCCUUGUAACUAUCACAGCCAUGCAGGAGCCAGAGAACACAGGGGAGGGGACCAGAACCCUCCUAAUUACCUUUUUUGUGGCUUGUUCGGAGAUCCUCACCUUAGAACUUUCAAGGAUCACUUCCAGACGUGCAAAGUGGAAGGGGCCUGGCCACUCAUAGAUAAUAAUUACCUUUCGGUUCAAGUGACGAAUGUGCCCGUGGUCCCUGGAUCCAGUGCUACUGCUACAAAUAAGAUCACGAUCAUCUUCAAAGCCCACCGGGAGUGUACCGAUCAGAAAGUGUACCAAGCUGUGACAGAUGACCUGCCGGCUGCCUUUGUGGACGGCAGCACCAGCGGUGGGGAUGGCGACACCAAGAGCCUGCGUAUCGUGGAAAGGGAGAGUGGCCGCUAUGUGGAGAUGCACGCCCGCUACAUCGGGACCACGGUGUUUGUGCGGCAGCUGGGGCGCUACCUGACCCUCGCCAUCCGCAUGCCCGAAGACCUGGCCAUGUCCUACGAGGAGAGCCAGGACCUGCAGCUGUGUGUGAACGGCUGUCCCCUGAGCGAGCGCAUCGAUGAUGGGCAGGGCCAGGUGUCUGCCAUCCUGGGGCACACCCUGCCUCACUCCUCCCUCGCACAGGCCUGGCCCGGCUACACCCUGGAGACUGCCAAUGCUCAGUGCCACGAGAAGAUGCCAGUGAAGGACAUCUACUUCCAGUCCUGUGUCUUUGACCUGCUCACCACUGGUGACGCCAACUUCACCGCGGCAGCCCACAGUGCCUUGGAGGACGUGGGGGCGCUGCACCCGAGGAAGGAGCGCUGGCACAUUUUCCCGAGCAGUGGUCGGGGGGCGCCCGGCGGAGGCGGCCCUUCGGCGCUCAGUCUAGGACUCACGUGCUUGAUCCUUAUUGUGUUUUUGUAGGGGUUGUCUUUUAUUUUCCUUUGUCUAUAACAAAAUUUAAAAAUAUAUAUUGUCAUAAUAUAUUGAGUAAAAGAGUAUAUAUGUAUAUACCAUGUAUAUGACAGGAUGUUUGUCCGGGGACACCCACCAGAUUGUACAUAUUGUGUUUGACUGUUUUUAGUAUGUUGGAUGUAGUGUUCUUUGAUUGUAUCGAUUUUAUUUUGCAGUUUUGUGAAAUGUUUUAUAAUGUCCCUGGCUGGGGACCUGUUAGAAAGCACUUUAUUUUUUAUAUAUUAAAUAUUUAUGUGUGUACCUGGUUAGUAUGUAUAGUACAUAUACACACACCAUACUCAGCGGCCCUUUGAAUAUGACCAGUGAUGAUGUCUGUGGCUGUCCCUGGCUGUCCCUCAUGGCCCACCGCUACUGAUGCCCAUGGCGUGGGGCCCACCAGCUUCCUGCGGGAGCCUCCUCGCGCGCGUUGGAAGGAUCGUAACGCCUUGCACGUCACAGGUGCUGUGGCUCUGUGAAUGCUGGUGUCGAGGAAGCCUCACCCUCCCGAACAGCUGUCCCUUCCCAGAGGGUGGGCGAGUGGACCCUCAUUAAACCAUGGUGGUUGUAUCUGAGCACUUCUGGUAUAGUAAGUUGAACUAUAUGAAACUGCUGUUUUUAUAGGUCAGAAGGGGCUAGUGAUGGCAAUUUCAUAGAUAAAUACCAGGCAUUUUGAUAGACUCCCGUAGCUCUCAGUCUUUUUCUUCCCAUGUCCCUGUCUAAACUGUUGUGUUUUUUUCCUCUUUUAACUAUUUUGCAUCGAACA
Molossus molossus (Pallas's mastiff bat) is the source of this 2729-nucleotide messenger RNA. It is a transcript of the gene RGMB, whose product is annotated as repulsive guidance molecule BMP co-receptor b. Gene Ontology annotation, molecular function: coreceptor activity. Gene Ontology annotation, biological process: BMP signaling pathway. The transcript has 5 exons. The record is from RefSeq and is a predicted model, not a curated record. Bases 167 to 1936 code for a protein of 589 amino acids. NCBI's taxonomy places the organism in Eukaryota, Metazoa, Chordata, Mammalia, Chiroptera, Molossidae. Gene Ontology annotation, cellular component: plasma membrane.